This is a messenger RNA of Sardina pilchardus (European sardine), 4604 nucleotides long. It is a transcript of the gene c1galt1la, whose product is annotated as core 1 synthase, glycoprotein-N-acetylgalactosamine 3-beta-galactosyltransferase 1, like a. The record is from RefSeq and is a predicted model, not a curated record. Gene Ontology annotation, molecular function: N-acetylgalactosaminide beta-1,3-galactosyltransferase activity. The coding region runs from base 336 to 1625 and encodes 429 amino acids. The transcript has 4 exons. Lineage: Eukaryota; Metazoa; Chordata; Actinopteri; Clupeiformes; Clupeidae. Gene Ontology annotation, cellular component: membrane.
UUGAGCAUUUUGCACGGAAUUGUUGAUGUUGAAUGUGAAAUGUUAGGCCUUGCUCGGUGUAUUGCAUAGUGUGCAGACUGUGCACGUGCUAUGUUAACGAUUAACAGCGUUAGGCCAAGGUAUAGCUCCAGAAUGUCUCGUGGUGAAAUCCGUUAUCACAAAGAGAACACGGAACUAUUUCCAUGGAUGUCUAUGAAGAAUGAUACCAGCGAAAUUAGCGCGACAACAGUGCCACAUUUUCGUAUUGACCUGUACAAAACCUGGACAUUGGAUAGCACUGUGUGAAACCUCGCAUGAUCAACCCGGCAUGCAGUGACUAAACAGAGGGUCUGGUGAUGGGUGUCAUGAAGAGCCUUAGCUCGCGAUGUGCCUUCUUCCUGGGGUUCAUCGUGGGCUCCUGCACCCUGUACUUCUUUCUACGGCAGGCCUGGUUUGAGCGGAGCUUCACAGCGCGCCAAGGAGCCCAGGGGAGUGGGCCAGAGAUUGGGGUAGCGGCGAGGGAAGGCGGUGGCAGCAGCAAAGACUGGAAGGUGGAUGGAGCAGCUCUGGUUAGCCUGGGACACCCUCAUGAGAAAGGUGAAGACAGCCUUGUUGCAGACGAGCUGUUUAAGAAGGUGCGCAUUCUGUGCUGGGUGAUGACCGGUCCCAGCAACCUUCAGACCAAGGCCCGUCACGUCAAGGCCACGUGGAGCCGCCACUGCAACGUUCUGCUCUUCAUGAGCUCCGAGGCGGACCCGGACCUCCCGGCCGUCGGUCUGGGCACGGGGGAGGGCCGCGACCAGCUCUACUGGAAGACCAUCAAGGCAUUCCACUACGUCCUGGAGAACCACGCCGACGAGGCCGACUGGUUCCUCAAGGCCGACGACGACACCUUCGUGGUGGUGGACAACCUGCGCUGGGUGCUGUCCAACCACACGCCCGAGGAGCCCAUCUACUUCGGGAAGCGCUUCAAGCCGUACGCCAAGCAGGGCUACAUGAGCGGGGGAGCGGGCUACGUGCUGAGCAAGGAGGCCCUGCGGCGCUUCGUGGAGGGCUUCCGCACUAAGGUGUGCACGCACACCACCUCGGUGGAGGACCUGGCCUUGGGCCAGUGCAUGGAGAAGAUGGGCGUGUUGGCGGGUGACUCCAGGGACACGCUUCACCGGGAAACGUUCCACCCAUUUGUCCCUGAGCACCACCUGACGGGGAAGUUCCAUAAAAGCUUUUGGUACUGGAACUACUGCUUCUACCCCAUUGUAGAGGGUCCCCAGUGCUGCUCCGACUUGGCCGUCUCGUUCCACUAUGUGGACAACGUGCUGAUGUACAUUCUGGAGUACUACACCUACCAUCUGCGGCCCUUCGGCUACAGGCACCGCUACCGGCCCCCGGUGCCCGAGGUGGUGGCCGGGGCCACCCAGACCGAGAGGGUCGAGGCGGGAGCGCCGGCGGCGGCGAUGGACCCUGGUCUCGAGGCCCACUCCGCGGAAAAGAGGCCAGGUCCAGCGAACGCCGUCACCCAGGGGCAACCAGGGCCACCGGCGGACAGGCUGCCCGUGGCGAAGGGAGCGCCGGGUGAACAUCCGCCCAGCAACAACAACAACAACAACAACAGGACUGAACCUGUGAACACAAGUUCCAAACAGUAAACCUCCCCCUGGGGAGAGUCUUUAUGUGCUGCCGUGUGCGUGUGUUUUGCAAUUUCAUUUGAAAGGGAAUUUGUAAUUAGUAGGUCCACAUCAGUGCUCCUGCAGUGAAGAAUGGAGAGGCACAUACUGUAAUGCAGCUUUCAUGUGCUGUGGGAGGCCGCUGGUAUGCCUGUGCAGAGAUGAAUGGCUAUUUUUUUGCACUGACCAUCUCUGUGUCCUUGGAAGGUGAUGAUUGCUUCUUUUGCUACUUUGAGUUGGACAUCUUACACAGAGUGGCUUGUUUUCUAUUCUUUAAAACCAAUCUACCAUUUCGAUUACUUGCAGGGAAAACAGGAGAGUGCACGUCAUGGUGAAUGUCACAGUUGAUUUCAGCCCUUAGAAGAUGGCCACAUUAAGCUGUGGCUUUUUUGUGUCAUUAUUUCACGUCUUGAGGUGUUUCAGUUGAAUGUGUAACACAGUUGAGUUUUAUAUAUCGAGGUAUUUCAGUCACUGAUACCUUCUUUCACCAGAGUCUUAAUGACCCGGUCUGGAAUCAUUUCAGUAGAGGUCAGUGCUAUUACCUCACAUGUCUUUGGCAAACGUGUGUGAAAGGAAUGGUAAUGGCAAUAUCAGACACUAAAUUGUCCAUCGGAGCAGAUGAUAAUUCACCAUGAUGGAGCUCUUUGCACUGAUUAUUGCCCAACUACUGACUCACAGUUUUUUUCUCCAUUGCUGAGACACAUUUUCAGAAACAGUCCAUAAUUUUCUCAAAACUACCUACACAUUUUCAAAACGACACUCGCACUGACAUGCUCUCUAGCUUCCAGGUUAAAAUCAGGUAUGAUGCAAACUAAUGUUAUCCUAAUUUAUGACAUUUUAGCAUGCCCCGGGUUUGAAUUUCCACUCCUUGGUGUGGUUGAUGAUGACCAUAUUGACUACUAUUGUUGAGCAUUUUUCUCUCUUCAUUUGUCUGCCUAUCUCCAGAUUUCCCCUUUUUGUUAAAUCCACCAAAACACAAACAUAAUUCCGCAAGUACUGAUGUCACCCAUUACUAAGGGGCAGCCGUGGUGUACUGGUUAGGGCUUCGGGCUUGUAACCGGAGGGUUGCCGGUUGAUCCCCGACCAGUCCACCAUGGCUGAAGUGCCCUUGAGCAAGGCACCUAACCCCUCACUGCUCCCCGAGCGCUGCUGGUUGGGCAGGCAGCUCACUGCUCCGGGUUAGUGUGUGAUUCACCUCACUGUGUGUGUGUGAUCAAAAAAGUAUAUAUUCUAUUCUUUUCUAUUCUACUAUGGAAUUGGAAAGAAAAGACAAUGAGACCAAAGUCCAAAUGUUAUAUCGUAUCAUACACAUUUACCGUUCAGUAUAACACACACACACACACCAGUUACAGCAAUGCAAAUUACAUUGAAAAUGUAUGCAGUCGUGAAAUGGCACACUACACAUUUUGCUGCACUCAUUGUUCAGCUUUAUCAUAAUAAUCCCACAUAUGAGCACUUGAUGAAUGAUGAUGAAUUUAAUUUCUCUUUUCAAUUCUGCAAUUCUGAUUGGUGUGUUUUCAGUUGUGUGGCUUUCACCAUGAAAAAUGUGAGCUUAUCGAGUUCAGAUGGUAAUGCCUUGAAUAUAUUAUAUCAAUUGCAUGUGUUUCCUAAAUCAGCUUAACGAUUACACAUUGAAGAAUGUGUUAUAAGUGUUUACAUACAGUUUUGGUUAGACAGUGCAUAUCUGAGUGAAUAACCAAGGCAAAGCUACAGGCUCUCUUACAGGGUGGACCAGUUAUUGUGUAUUAGCUAUUGCUACAUUUUGUUCAGGUGUCAGGAGUUUUACAUAGCAUUGUCAAAUGUUCAAUCAGCUGGCAUUGUAGUGUACCAGACCCAGCCUGCCGAUCUAAACCCUCCCGGUUAAGACACAGUUCUCUUUCUGACACAGUUGUGCAUGUCUAGCACACAUAUUUGACAGGAGAUCAAGUAGAUUUCGGAGUAAUAAUAUUGGGACUGAUGCGUUGAUGAUGUGUUAUGGAUCCAGCCAUCCAAUCAGCAGAACAAAUGGAGGCCUUAGAUGUAACAUUGAUGUGAGAAAUUGUAUUAUAUACAAUUAUAAGGAAUGUUAUUGUCAUCAUAUCAAAUAUGUCAGACCUUAUUUUCCUGGCAGUAUUUCAUUUACCAAUACCAAUAAUUAUAAACAUAUGGUAGUUAUGGCAUUAUGGCUUUGUUUUGAAGUGAUUGAAUACACAUAAUGCAUUUGUGGAUACUGAAUAUUGUUGUUCUGUUGUCCUGUCCCCAUUCACCUUAAAGAUAAUUAUUUUGUAUGACCAUAUUACAUCUAUGCAACGUUAUUGUACCGGUAGAUGAUUUCUUCUUUCUCGUGAGCCAGAAUGAGAGUGGUCAUGACACCAACAUCUUUCCUCCUUGGACUGCUUGUAUAGUUUACGGACCUGUGUGUAGAACAGUUUUGGGCUUCUCCUUGGUCAAGCAGUCAUCUCUCAGUUUUAUGGGCAUUGCCUAGACAGAAGUUACUGUUGAAUGUCAUUUUGUUAUGUUAAUAGGAACAGAAGGAUGUCUCUCUUCCGUUGUCGAUGGUUACUGUUGUGAACAGUUAACGGUUGGCUUUACGGUUGGGGAGUUUUGAAGAUUAAACACAGAUUCUAGCAGCCUAUUUUUCUAUAAAGGAAAUAAUUACAGUGACAAACAGUGAGUGUUUGAGGAUGAGAGAAUUUGGUUGUAACCUGGGUAUGAACAAAAAGACUGAGCUUGGCAUUUCCAGAACUAUCUGGUACCCCUAGAUGGAGCUCAAUAGUGACAUUUAGUCAUGCCUGAAAUUCACCGUGGCACUGUAUGCUGUGGAGAGACUGCCUCAAUCUCUGUAAAAAUCCACUUCUCUAGAGACACUGUGAUUUCAUGCUUAAAUAGCUGGAAGGAUAACACCUGGUGUUUUACUUAAUAGAGUUUGUAUCCUUGUUAUUUUGUUGUCACUUUAUUACAAUAAACUCUGUUGGUUCUGUG